CUAGAAAUAAAAAUAGAAUUAUCUCAUUUUCAGUGUCAAACAUGGCAUCCCAGUUGGAAGGAUUUGUGAAUUCUGUGGUUUCCCUGUCAACUGACGGUAAUUAUGCUCAGCUUUGUGAGGAGGUCACCAAGUGUUUGGAGUUAUUGAGGAAGAAUGCAGCGUAUCUUGAUACAGUGUUAGAGACCCUGGAUCCACAGCUUCAUUCUAUCGGAGUCCUAGCCAUCCUUAAUGUUAAAUUUCAAGUAGCCUCGUCUCCGUCAGCGACAGAGUUUGAAACACUCUUCUCUCAGACCCAACUCUUCUUCUCAACAUGCAAUGGAGAGCAAGUCAGGUUCACUACAGAAAGCUAUGCAUCUCUUGCGCACCAUCUGACCAAGGGUUUAAUCCAGAGGAACCAAGCCAUCAGGGGUAUAACCAUCCUGCGUAGCGCCAUCUCACGGAUCCAAAUACAUCCUGGUCAGCUGACGUCAUUACAUGCAGACCUGUGUCAGCUCUGCUUGAAAUCCAAAUGUAUGAAACCGGCAUUACCAGUUCUUGAUUCAGACAUUACAGAAAUAAGCAAAGAGGGCGGUCAUUUUGACUCUACACAUUUCUUGUGCUAUUACUACUAUGGAGGGAUGAUCUACACAGCCCUCAAGAAAUGGGAUAGAGCUGGAUAUUUCUUUGAAGUGGCAAUCACAACACCAUCCAUGGCAGUGAGUCACAUCAUGUUAGAGGCGUACAAGAAGUUCAUCCUAGUGUGUCUGAUUCAACAUGGCAAGGUCCCUAACCUACCCAAGUACACAUCCCAAGUAGUCAGCAGAUUUAUCAAGCCACUGAGUCAGCUGUACCAGGAGAUUGCCAACUCUUACUCUACAAACAACCCAUCCGAUGUGAGCAGUGUCCUAGAAAAACAUUCUGAUCAGCUCAAUAGAGACCAGAACAUGGGCCUUGGUAAGCAGGUGGUGUCGUCACUUUAUCGGAAGAAUAUCCAGCGACUUACAAAAACCUUCCUCACGUUAUCUCUGAGUGAUAUUGCAAGAAGAGUUCAUCUACAUGCACCGCAAGAGGCUGAGCAGUAUGUCAGAAAUAUGAUUGAAGAUGGGGAGAUCCAUGCAACUAUCAGCAAACAGAAUGGAAUGGUCCAUUUCCAUGACAACCCAGAAAAAUAUGACAACCCUGCAGUCCUCAGACACGUCGAACAGCAGAUGCAGCAUUGUAUCAGUCUGGAUGAGAAGCUAAAGAGCAUGGAUCAAGAGAUAGCUGUUAAUCCACAAUAUGUUCAAAAGAGCAUGGGAGUACGAGAAGACGACGAAGUGGGCGGAGUCUUCGGAGGGAAAUAGGACACACUGUAUAGCUGAAUGUACAUAAUCAUGGUGGAUUUAUGAACUGCAGGAAACAGGAAAACAAAAGAAUGACAACAUCUAUUUAUAUAUUCCAAUCCCCUUUUUCAAAAUUGAACCCUGCAUGGUACUGUUUUUUUUUUCGUUUUUCCAAAAGUACCAAGUCAUUUAACAUUUACUGUACAGAGAAGACAAAGUUGCAUUCAUGAAUUUCAUAUAAAGUG
Molecule: messenger RNA, 1546 nt
Organism: Strongylocentrotus purpuratus (purple sea urchin)
Lineage: Eukaryota; Metazoa; Echinodermata; Echinoidea; Camarodonta; Strongylocentrotidae
Product: COP9 signalosome complex subunit 3
Exons: 13
Coding region: 42-1322 (426 amino acids)
Biological process (GO): ubiquitin-dependent protein catabolic process
Cellular component (GO): COP9 signalosome
Source: RefSeq, a predicted model, not a curated record